GGGUAGAAAAAGUACGGUGACAACUGUUUCCAUUCUAUGCACAGGGAUAGGAAAAUAAAACAAGCGCCAUUGAGGAGACCACUGACGAAUCGUUGCCCGUGGUUAGCAUCCCGCGAAGUAAACGAAAUCACGUGUCUGUGAUUUCGGAUAAAACGUCAAAAUGACUUGUAUUUGUGUAUUUCCCUACUGUCAUGACAUACACGAUUAAUGAUGUCUCUACCAAGAAAGCAUGGGAACAAAGUUAACGUCGAUUAUAAAGCACGGCUUGAGCACAAGUUAUAUCUGGCGAGAGAAAAUCCAGAACCAAUAUUUGACGUGUCAGAAUGUGCUUUAAAACAAGUACCCUCUGGUAUUUAUUCAUUAUGCAAAGUAUUUAGGAAAAAGGUGCUAUGGAUGUACAAUAACAAGCUGACUUCACUUUCUGGUGGAGGUGCCUUAAGCGAUUUGUCAUUACUUGUUGUAUUAGAUAUACAUGGAAACGAAUUUACCAAUUUACCCUCGGACAUAAUGUAUCUUGUCUCGCUCAAAGAGCUUUAUUUGCAAGACAACAAUAUAAGGAAACUGCCAAAUGAAAUAGUACACUUAAGUAAAUUAACCACCUUAAAUAUUGCAAAAAAUAAUUUGAAACAAUUGCCAGAAACAAUGGGAAAGUUAAAACAACUAACAACAUUAAACAUUAGUCAAAAUAAAUCGCUUCAAAAACUACCUAAAUCUUUGGGUUAUGUGCAACAAUUAGCACAGUUGGACAUUGAUGGGUUACACCUGUCUUAUCCGCCUCAAGAUAUUUUAAACGGAGGCACUAUAGUAAUUGUAGCAUUUUUAGCCAAAGAGAGUGGCAUUGAAUUUUCACCAGAAGAAUCUGUUUCAGAAACAAAUUUAUCAAGAGACAUAAGUUCUGAGGACAUGCAAGCAGUAUAUCUUAAUAAAAAUAAUGACGUGCAGGCAGCAUUACAGAAGCUAGCAAAAAUGAAGGAACAUCGGCAAAGCGCGUUAUUGGAGGUAGAAAAAAAUAUCAAACAACAACAGGAGUAUGAAAUCGGAAUUCAUUCAAUGCUGAAAGAGCAUAAGAAAAAGCUUCUGAAGGAUCUUGCUUUACAGCAAACACAAUUAGAACAAGAAUUAGAAAAAGUGCAACAAGAAAGAGAUUCUAAUAGAGCACGUUUACUUUCUUACAUUUACAAUGCUGAAAAAGAAGCCGAUAAUGUUAUCAAAGAAUUUUUAAGAAACAGCGAGGAAGAAAGACAAAGCCAAGCUGAAUUACUUGAACGAGAAAAACAAGAAGAAAUGCAAAUAUUAUCCUCUUGUCACUCUGAACAAUUUAUGUUUCGUACGAAAGAUACACUUCUUUCAAUGGAAAAGUUAUUGGAAGAAGAGCUUUAUAGAACCCGGAAAUUGGAAGAACAUAGCAAAUAUAGAGACUAUGCCGCGCAAUCUUUGCUCACACUAGAAGUAAUAAAUAAUGAUCAUUUAGCACAAAUAGUACAAAAUCAGGAGAAGAACAGGCAAAUUUUAAUUGAUGCAUUAAGACAAGAUGAAGUUUUACAAAAAGCUGCGGUGGCAGCAUUAUUAGAACGUAGCGACGCACGUUGUUGGAGUAUUGUACAACAAGUGAAUUUGGUACAAUCUCAGUUAGCUGCACUUACAACUAUUGAACUGGAGAGAAGGAAACUAGAAAUUAACCAACAACUUAAUGAAAUUGCUGAAAAGAGAGUGACUUUAAGUGCUAUUCUGGUAAACUUGUUGGAACAACAGAAAACUAGAAGAGAUCAGCUUCUGGAUACAAUCAAUAGUAUAGAACAACAACGUUGUAUUAGCAAUUCUAGAAGAAGAAGUCAGUUUUGGUUGAUGCAAUAUCAGUGUUUGAUGGAAGCUCGUCCUCAGGGUUUAUUAGAAAUGCUAGAACCUAUGCUAGUACGACACGUGGCGAUAGCAGGGGCAUUACAUUGUUUGCCAUUUUUAGCUUCUCUACCAUCAUUACUUCCAGAUCUUAGCGAUGAACAAUUGCAGAAUAUGGGAAUACAUUGUCAAAGCGAUCGUGCUGCUAUAAAACUGGCAGUUGAAAAUUACUUGGCAGAAGUGAAACUCAAUGAAUACAGACCACCUAUUACACCUUCUGCACCCCCCGAAGAAGCAUCCACAAGUUCUGAUUACCAAGAAUGUAACGCUAUUCAGAGUAUCAAUACUGCCGAAUGUGUAAUUUGCCUUGAUUUACAAUGUGAAGUAAUUUUUCUACCAUGUGGACACCUUUGUUGCUGUUCAGGUUGUGCAAAUAUGGUUAAUUCGGGUUGUCCAAUGUGUAGAAGUGGUAUAGAUCGCAAAAUUCACGUUGUAAAGCCUUGAAAUUUGAAUAAUGCUUCUUGUAAAUAAUUCCACCUAGUCUAUUUAUCCCUAACGCUUUGAUAUUUUCAUAAUAUGCGAUUAUUGUUUAAAAAUUGAUAUAUCAGAAAGUAAGUUACGAUAUGCAUACAUUUUAGACUUUUGCAGCUAUACGACGUUACAUACAACGUACGAGAUUUAUACUUGACGAGCAAAAGUGUCUUUUUAGUUAUAAAUAGUAGUAUUAUAUUUUAUUUUUGGUUGACAAUUUUGCGAUUCCAAUUUAAAAUAUUCUUUUACAGAACAGUGAGUCUCAGUUAGGUACAUGCAUGUUUGAAUCCUAAUCUGUUACUGUUCAGUGCCAUAAAGACAGUUCUUUAUACCAAUAUACGUUAUAAUUAUAGUUAAAAUAGAUUAAUAUUACCUACUUUUUUUUUAUAUUAUCUACAAUGCAUAUACCAAAUAUUUGAGGAUAUAAUAAUAGAAUGAAUUGCAUUUAUUAACAUUCGGUUACACAAUAUGAUUUUUUAUAUUAAAUGGUCACCAACAUAUCUGUAUGUGUAAUAGCCUUAUAAAUACUGUGAAGAUAAAAAACAUUUUAAUCCGUUGAAAAGUGGUUGAGAGUUAAUAAUGCAAAAGCCAGAAUUAUAAGCAAGCUUUUAUAAAUGAUAGAAGUGAAUUUUUAUAAAAAAAAAAUUUUAUGUAAAUCAGUAUAUUAAAACUAUCCAUUAAUAAAGCAUUGAAAUUUUAUUGA
Hylaeus anthracinus is the source of this 3070-nucleotide messenger RNA. RefSeq names its product E3 ubiquitin-protein ligase LRSAM1-like. The transcript is spliced from 13 exons. NCBI's taxonomy places the organism in Eukaryota, Metazoa, Arthropoda, Insecta, Hymenoptera, Colletidae. The coding region runs from base 208 to 2340 and encodes 710 amino acids. Gene Ontology annotation, molecular function: protein binding. The record is from RefSeq and is a predicted model, not a curated record.